AUGGCAGCCUAUGCAGCCAUAGUUUCUCUUAUGAAUACCAUCAAUCAGAUCGACCACCACCCUUCCCCUCCAAUUUCUAUCCACAAACAACAAGUUGAAUCUCUCACUCAAAUUCUUACCUUUUUGCAGGAAUUUCUUGAAAGUUAUAAGUCCGAUGGAGAUGAAGCUGAUCCGCUGGAGAUGCGUAUUGCAGAUGCAGCUCAUGCUGUUGAAGAUGUUAUCGAAUCAUAUAUUGUGAACGUGAUUAAACUGGGUAGAUCUAGUCCCAAUGAAGAAUUUCUCCAAGGCUAUGUUGUAGAUGCAGCUCAUGCGGCUGAAGAAGUGAAUUCUAGAGAGGAAGUCAGUUGCAUCGACUUCUAUGAAGAUCUACAGCAAGUGAUAGAAGAAAUGAAUGUGAUCAAGAAGGAAGCCAUGGAGACUUCAGAUGAAGCUCAGCUGCAGAGAAAGGUCUCCUCGACUCGACUCGUCUUCUUCUACAGUGAAGGAAAGCAAGAUGGUGGGCUUUGA
Messenger RNA from Salvia miltiorrhiza (redroot sage), 507 nucleotides. RefSeq lists its product as uncharacterized. The record is from RefSeq and is a predicted model, not a curated record. The transcript has 2 exons. The coding region runs from base 1 to 507 and encodes 168 amino acids. Lineage: Eukaryota; Viridiplantae; Streptophyta; Magnoliopsida; Lamiales; Lamiaceae.